GGCGAUUACCGAUGCGUCCUCAGUGCUCCGAGUCAGUACUCCUUAGUACUUAGUCACAUUUACCGAUUGAGCAGACACCAACCCGACAUGCCACUAUUACGGGUAUCAACCAGCGCAGCCAAACGGUUCGCUCUAUGCAUAGCACGACCUUCCAGCUCUCUACUAUGUAGUAGAAGAUCCUGCAACUUUCUCACUUCCAUCCCGUAUACUUCAAAACAUCCUCAAACCACAUCUCCACCUAAUCGUACGCAUACUCUCUUCGCGCGUUACUCCUCUUCCAAUUCAGCAAUAUCCGACCCAUCUCGCCCCGACCUUUUCUACCACGUCGUUUCGCUCCCAAUGUCACCUUCAGUCUAUGCACUUUCCUUCCUUACUCAACCACCCCCAACCCCCGAUUCGUGCUCGGUCAUUGGAUGGCUGCCCGCAGAGACUACAAGUGAAGGGGGCGCAGAGGCAGGGCUAAAUGAUUUCGUAGAGAAUCCCAAGUUCCGCGCAAUCAUGCACGAGGCAAUUCAAACCGCCCUACGAGAACAAGAAGAUGCCAUCUGGAUAAACGGCGCACUGCAGCUACAACAAGGCUGGAUGCAUAUACAUGACAGUCGCAACAUUCCAGCGCUAGGCAGAAUAGGUGACCCGGAUGAUAUCAUCGCCUCCGUAUUGGUGCAGGACAGCAAAAUUCUUUCCGAAACGUACCAGCCUAUGCCAUCCUAUCGUGUUUGCACUUCUGAUGGCCCAACACUUCUUACAGAUGGCCUUGCAGCUAAGUUGAAGUCAGUGCUAGGGGACGCCAUCGCACGGGAAGCAGCCCAGUGACGUCCCUUAUGAUCGCAUCGUUCCUACCUCAGCCGCAGAAGCUUUAAAAAUCCAUGUACGCCCAAUAGUCACCAGUAUGUACGGCUGACUAGUACUUAUUACUCACAUUAUUUACACGUCUCACUCAACACCGCAUAUCAUACCAUACUUGCAUCUCCGCAUAACUACACUCGUCUCAGUCAAUCCAUGUUCCAAAGUGAAAAAGUAUCCAUC
Suillus paluster is the source of this 1026-nucleotide messenger RNA. RefSeq lists its product as uncharacterized. NCBI's taxonomy places the organism in Eukaryota, Fungi, Basidiomycota, Agaricomycetes, Boletales, Suillaceae. The record is from RefSeq and is a predicted model, not a curated record. The transcript has 4 exons. Bases 88 to 813 code for a protein of 241 amino acids.